Molecule: messenger RNA, 300 nt
Organism: Cooperia oncophora
Lineage: Eukaryota; Metazoa; Nematoda; Chromadorea; Rhabditida; Trichostrongylidae
Source: the annotation of a GenBank genome assembly
AUGAUGCUUAUCAUUCACAUUUUUGUCCUUAUAUCUAUUUAUCGGAAUCGCAAAAAGAGAAGCGACUUCCAACAACGGCAUGCGCUUGCUGACGCAAAACUGAUCCUAUCAACAGUAAAUCCGGUUGUUCUACUUUUGUUCAAUCGACAAGUUCGUUGUGGCAUUCGAUCCAUCUUCUCACGGGAAAGUAAAGCGGUAGUCACUGGAAUGAAACCACAUCACAAUUCGUCAACUCGAGCAAGCGAUCAGACCAACAUUCAAAGGAUCUCCGGCUCCAAGUGCAAUUCACAUCACAUUUGA